Molecule: messenger RNA, 3222 nt
Organism: Triticum turgidum subsp. durum (durum wheat)
Lineage: Eukaryota; Viridiplantae; Streptophyta; Magnoliopsida; Poales; Poaceae
Source: the annotation of a GenBank genome assembly
AUGGCGACCGUGGCGCAUUUCUUGCUCAAGAUUCUUCUAUUUGCCGUCGUGAGCUCGGCUGUGGCAGCAGCGGAGCAAAAGGCGAGUGGUCGCGCCACCGAGGCGGCGGCGCUGCGGGAGUUCAAGCGCGCGCUGGUGGACGUCGACGGGCGCCUUUCGAGCUGGGACGACGCGGCGACCCCAUGCGGGUGGGCAGGCAUUGCCUGCUCCUUGGCACGUGAGGUGACCGGCGUCACGCUCCACGGGCUCGGCCUCGGUGGAGCGCUCUCCCCCGCCGUCUGCGCGCUCCCGCGGCUCGCCGUGCUCAACGUGUCCAAGAACGAGCUGUCCGGCCCCGUCCCCGCAGGGCUCGCCGCGUGCCGCGCGCUGGAGGUGCUCGACCUCAGCACCAACUCCCUCCACGGCGCCAUCCCGCCAGAGCUCUGCGCGCUCCCGUCCCUCCGCCGGCUCUUCCUCAGCGAGAACCUGCUCACCGGCGAGAUCCCUGCCGACAUCGGCAACCUCACCGCCCUGGAGGAGCUCGUCAUCUACACCAACAACCUCACCGGCGGGAUCCCCGGGUCCGUCCGCACGCUGCAGCGGCUGCGUGUGGUCCGCGCGGGUCUCAACGGCCUUUCCGGCCCGAUCCUGGUCGAGGUUAGCGAGUGCAGCAGCCUGGAGGUGCUCGGGCUCGCGCAGAACAGACUCGCCGGGACGCUGCCCCGCGAGCUCUCCCGGCUCAAGAACCUCACCACGUUGAUCCUGUGGCAGAACGCCUUGACCGGCGAGAUCCCACCGGAGCUGGGGAACUGCACGAACCUGGAGAUGCUGGCGUUGAACGACAACGCCUUCACCGGCGGCGUGCCGAGGGAGCUCGGGGCGCUGCCCAAGCUCGUAAAGCUCUACAUUUACCGGAACCACCUGGACGGCACCAUCCCAAAGGAGCUCGGGAGCCUGCAGAGCGCCGUGGAAAUUGACCUCAUCCCGCGGGAGCUCGGGAAGCUGGGUGUCAUAAGGAGAAUAGACCUGUCCAUCAACAACCUCACCGGCGCAAUUCCGAUGGAGUUUCAGGACCUGCCCUGCUUGGAGUACCUGCAGCUGUUCGACAACCAAAUCCAUGGUGCCAUCCCUCCUUUGCUGGGGGCGAGGAGCACACUGUCGGUGCUGGAUUUUUCAGACAACCGGUUGACGGGGAGCAUCCCGCCUCACCUGUGCAGGCACCAGAAGCUCAUCUUCUUGAGCCUGGGGUCAAACCGUCUCAUCGGCAACAUCCCUCCGGGAGUGAAGGCUUGCAAGACCCUGACCCAGCUCCGGCUCGGGGUUAACCUGCUGACGGGGAGCCUGCCCGUGGAGCUGUCGGCGAUGCAGAACCUGUCGGCGCUUGAGAUGAACCAGAACCGCUUCUCCGGCCCGAUACCGCCUGAGGUCGGCAAGUUCAGGAGCAUAGAGAGGCUGAUUCUGUCGGGGAAUUACUUCGUCGGACAUGUCCCCGCUGGCAUUGGCAACCUCACGGAGCUUGUCGCCUUCAAUAUAUCAUCCAACCAGCUCACCGGACCGAUUCCUCGGGAGUUGGCAAGGUGUACAAAGCUACAGAGGCUUGAUCUCAGCAGAAACUCCUUCACCGGCCUCAUUCCUAAGGAGCUCGGCACACUGGUGAACCUGGAGCAGCUCAAGCUAUCAGACAACAGUCUGAAUGGCACCAUUCCUGCAAGUUUUGGAGGCCUUUCCCGGCUCACGGAGCUGCAGAUGGGAGGCAACCGUCUGUCCGGCUCAGUGCCGGUUGAGCUUGGCAAACUCAAUGCCCUCCAGAUUGCUCUAAAUCUCAGCUACAACAUGCUAUCCGGUGAGAUCCCAACUCAGCUAGGGAACUUGAGAAUGCUGGAAUACCUCUUCUUGAACAACAAUGAUCUUCAAGGGGAGGUUCCUUCCUCAUUCACUGAACUCUCAAGCCUUAUGGAGUGCAACCUUUCUUACAAUAAUCUUGUUGGGUCGCUUCCCAGCACCCUGCUGUUCCAGCACCUCGACAGCAGCAACUUCCUUGGGAACAAUGGCCUCUGCGGCAUCAAAGGAAAAGCUUGUCCAGUAAAUUCAGCCUACGCAAGCAGUGAAGCAGCAGCGCGCAAGAAGCGGUUUCUUAGAGAGAAGAUCAUCAGCGUUGCCUCCAUCGUCGUCAUAUUGGUUUCAUUGGUGCUGAUUGCACUCGUCUGCUGGCUCUUAAAGUCCAACAUGCCCAAGCUUGUAUCAAAUGAAGAGCGCAAGACUGGGUUCUCUGGUCCUCACUACUUUCUUAAGGAGCGUAUAACCUAUCAGGAGCUUUUGAAAGCCACCGGGAGCUUCUCGGAGAGUGCUGUGAUUGGAAGGGGUGCUUCUGGCACAGUCUACAAGGCUGUCAUGCCUGAUGGUCGGCGAGUUGCAGUGAAAAAGCUCAGAUGUCAAGGAGAAGGUUCCAGUGUCGACAGAAGCUUCCGCGCCGAGAUAACUACCCUUGGAAAUGUCAGGCACCGCAACAUUGUCAAGCUCUAUGGUUUCUGCUCCAACCAGGACUCCAAUCUUAUACUGUAUGAGUACAUGGAAAAUGGUAGCCUUGGAGAGUUGCUUCAUGGGACCAAGGACGCAUACCUCCUGGACUGGGACACACGGUACCGGAUCGCCUUCGGGGCUGCUGAAGGCCUACGCUACCUUCACAGCGAUUGCAAGCCAAAGGUGAUUCACCGUGACAUUAAGUCCAAUAACAUACUGCUCGAUGAGAUGAUGGAGGCUCAUGUGGGAGACUUUGGUUUGGCAAAAAUCAUCGACAUUUCCAACAGCAGGACAAUGUCCGCUGUAGCCGGUUCAUACGGUUACAUUGCCCCAGAGUAUGCUUUCACCAUGAAGGUGACUGAAAAGUGUGAUAUUUAUAGUUUUGGGGUGGUUUUGUUGGAACUAGUGACUGGGCAAUGUGCAAUUCAGCCUCUUGAGAAAGGAGGAGAUCUUGUGAAUUUGGUAAGGCGGACAAUGAACAGCAUGACACCAAAUUCUCAAGUUUUUGACAGCAGACUCGAUCUGAACUCAAAGAGGGUUGUAGAAGAAAUGACUCUGGUGGUGAAGAUUGCAUUGUUCUGCACCAGUGAAUCACCAUUGGAUAGGCCUAGCAUGCGAGAAGUGAUAUCCAUGUUGAUUGAUGCUAGGGCCUCUUCUUUUGAUUCAUUCUCAUCUCCAGCAUCGGAGUCACCUACCAAAGAUGAUUCUUCCUUCGGGCUUUAG